AUUCUGUAUCGGAGAAUUCUAGAACCCUCCAAUAUAUUGUAUUGUAUUCUAUCCAUCACCAAAUAAAAACCCAAUCUUUAGGGUUUAUCCUUUCACAUUUCAUCUCACUUCUCAAACUUCGUCCCACACUUUCGAUAAGUUAAGAAGAACACAUUUACAAUGGCGACUACCCAACUCACUGCAUCAUCUAUUUCUACGAGGAGCCUUUCAUCCUUUGAAGGAUUUCGAACUUCGGCAAUUCAAUUUCCUCGUAAGCAUGCUGCAAUUGGCAUUCACACACAAAGGUCGUUCCCUUCUCUGGUUGUCAAAGCUGCCACUGUUGUCGCUCCCAAGCAUACCACUGUCAAGCCACUAGGUGAUAGAGUACUGGUAAAAAUUAAGGAUGCCGAAGAGAAAACUCAGGGUGGAAUUUUAUUGCCAUCAACUGCUCAAUCAAAGCCUCAAGGGGGUGAGGUGGUUUCUGUUGGAGAAGGGAAGUCAAUUGGGAAGAACAAAGUGGAGAUUAGUGUGAAGGCAGGUGCACAAGUUGUGUAUUCAAAGUAUGCAGGAACUGAGGUGGAGUUCAAUGGUACAAAACAUCUUAUAUUGAAGGAUGACGACAUCAUUGGUAUCCUUGAAACCGAUGAGGUCAAGGAUCUUAAACCCUUGAAUGAUAGAGUAUUGAUAAAGGUUGCAGAUGCUGAGGAAAAAACUGCUGGUGGUUUGUUGCUCACAGAGGCAACCAAGGAGAAACCAUCCAUUGGAACCGUGAUAGCAGUUGGUCCAGGGUCUGUGGAUGAGGAAGGUAACAGAAAACCAUUAUCCAUUACAUCUGGGAAUACAGUUCUGUACUCAAAAUAUGCGGGGAAUGACUUCAAGGGCAAAGAUGGUUCUAACUAUAUUGCUUUGAGAGCCUCAGAUGUCAUGGCUAUCCUCUCUUAGUAAUUAAUUAUUUUGUUUUAGAACCUAAUAUUUUUUUUGUCUGAGGGAUAUUGUCAUUUUUUUUUGCAACGAGGCUUGAAAUAUAUUAGUUGAUUGCAGCUAUCUUCCAUGCACAAUCUGCAUGAUCUCUGUUGUACCUGUUGUUUUGCAUUAUUGUCAAUGGCUAUUCACCUGCUCAUGGUUCCCAUGCAUACACUUAGCAGCUGAUUUCCAGCGCGGACCAUUUUCAAUAUAUAGAGAUGGAUGAUUGAGUGAAUUCUCAAUUUGGUCUAAAA
Cicer arietinum (chickpea) is the source of this 1196-nucleotide messenger RNA. RefSeq names its product 20 kDa chaperonin, chloroplastic-like. Gene Ontology annotation, cellular component: mitochondrion; chloroplast. NCBI's taxonomy places the organism in Eukaryota, Viridiplantae, Streptophyta, Magnoliopsida, Fabales, Fabaceae. The record is from RefSeq and is a predicted model, not a curated record. Gene Ontology annotation, molecular function: ATP binding; protein folding chaperone; protein-folding chaperone binding. Gene Ontology annotation, biological process: positive regulation of superoxide dismutase activity.